This is a messenger RNA of Hemiscyllium ocellatum (epaulette shark), 1677 nucleotides long. RefSeq lists its product as uncharacterized. The coding region runs from base 5 to 685 and encodes 226 amino acids. The record is from RefSeq and is a predicted model, not a curated record. The transcript is spliced from 3 exons. NCBI's taxonomy places the organism in Eukaryota, Metazoa, Chordata, Chondrichthyes, Orectolobiformes, Hemiscylliidae.
CAUCAUGAAUGCUAAAUUAGGGAGUGAUGUUACAUUUCCUGGACCGAAAGUCCAGACAGGACAUACUUCCUUGAAAUGGAUUUACGCUAAUGGCAAGAGUACUUUAAUUUUGACGUUUGUUACUGAGAAUAAUCAACGCAUCGGUCAGCCAUCAAACUGGUACAAAAACCGCAUUACGUAUAAUGCAAACACUCUGUCCUUCAUGUUGAAGAAUAUAAGGGCAAGUGAUGAAGGAACUUACAUAUUAAGGGAAACUGCACAUGGUGCAAUCAUCAGUGUGAAGCUCAUCGUUAACAUUACAGUUGAAAUAGUUGCGGAAGAAGGAAGUGAUGUUAAAAUCCCUGGACCGGGAAAUCCUGAGAAAUAUACUUUGACGAUUUGGACCUUCUCUCGACUCUUGCAGACAUUAAACGUUGUUGAAUUUUCUGGACUGCCCGAUGUAUCCAAAGAUCAUGUCACACCUGAAUAUAAAGACCGAACUGUCACAGAUGCAAGUACUCUUUCCUUUGUACUACAGAAUGUAAAGAAGACAGACUCUGGGACCUACAAAUUACACAACGUGGCUUCAAACGAUAUCUUAAAACAAGUGGAGCUCAAAGUGAUCCAUCAACAAAGUGAAGUUCUGAUCCAAACAAGCCUCAGAUAUCGAGCAAUUCCAGCCUGGGGAACACUAUUAUUGCUUUGACCUGUUCAGUGCCAGUGAAAGUCCUGACUAUCGAGUGGCUUGCAUUUGGAAAAGCCAUUCAUGAUGUGCGAUACAGAUUAGUCAAUAAUAACAGGACUUUGAUCAUUGACAUGGCAGAAGAAUCAGAUUCUGGCACUUACACCUGUAUUGUAUACAGUGAACAUGGCAAAACCAGCAGCUCUUACCAGCUGAGAAUCGAGCGUGAGUGUGUCAAGUUUUCUCUUUAACGUGUAAGAGUGUAGGUAUCUUGUACUUUGCAGUGAUUUUAAGUCUAUGUGAUAUGAGUAGCUUCUCCAAAAUAGCCUCGAUUACAGCAUAACAUGUCCUACAGUGCUUUCAGGAAGCAACAAACAGCUAGAUAAUGGGAAACAUGUAGAUGUGAUGUAUCUGGAUUUCCAUAAGGCAUUUAUUAACAUAAUACUUCAAAACUGACUGCUGAAACAACCUCAGGCAUCCAGCAGAACCUACUGGAAUAGAUAGGGAAUAACUUAACUGCUAAGAAACUGAUAAUAAGGAUCAAUCAACAAUUUUUCUGUUGUCAAGCUGUCACAAGUGAAUUGCUGCAGGGAUCAGUGCUGGAGCCUUAUCUAUAGACAAGCUCAAUCAAUGUUAUGGUGAAGGGAUGGAAGUAUGACUCCUAACAUUUGCACCUGACACCAAGUUAGGUAGCAGAGGAAAUGGUGAGAAGGACAUCAGCAGUUUGUAAAGGGCUUUGGGCAUAAGUCAAAGAACUGCAGAUUCUGUUAGAAACCUGAGUUCUUCUAUUUAUGCUGACGAUAGGGGCAGAGUAAAGGUGAAGGAAUGAACCGAGCAUACAGAGUUGGAACCAAGGGAGAGUAAAAAAGGAUAGGCAAGCACAGAGUUGCUGAUAAAUGAACUGGGAGACAAAUGCUGGGAAGGCUGCUAAUAAGAAGUGUAAAUGGAACUGCUCCUUGGAGCAUCUGGUCCCAGAAUAGCUAACCCAUUUUUAUCUAUGCACCCUUCUCUGUCUU